Messenger RNA from Penicillium antarcticum, 192 nucleotides. RefSeq lists its product as uncharacterized. The record is from RefSeq and is a predicted model, not a curated record. Bases 1 to 192 code for a protein of 63 amino acids. NCBI's taxonomy places the organism in Eukaryota, Fungi, Ascomycota, Eurotiomycetes, Eurotiales, Aspergillaceae. The transcript is spliced from 2 exons.
AUGGACAAGCCAAAAACCCACCCGCAGACAGAAGGGCAAGGUAGUCAAGAGAAGAAAGAGCCUCAGCUUCGAAGUGUGGAGGAAUAUCAGAAAUACUGGGAUCAACUGCUCCAGAAUACAGCGGAUCAGAUCCAGAGGAUCCGAGACAAGGAACAAGCAGCAGAGCGGUCAAACCAAGACUCGCAACAAUGA